This is a messenger RNA of Aspergillus melleus, 1482 nucleotides long. RefSeq lists its product as uncharacterized. The record is from RefSeq and is a predicted model, not a curated record. The transcript is spliced from 2 exons. Lineage: Eukaryota; Fungi; Ascomycota; Eurotiomycetes; Eurotiales; Aspergillaceae. Gene Ontology annotation, biological process: regulation of transcription by RNA polymerase II. Gene Ontology annotation, cellular component: mediator complex. Gene Ontology annotation, molecular function: transcription coregulator activity. The coding region runs from base 1 to 993 and encodes 330 amino acids.
AUGUCUAUCACAGGCGUCUUCUUCGUCCCCUCUAACCCCAAUGCCCCCACGGCUCUAGCAACCAUCACCAACCGUCUGCACACCUCUCUAGCAGACGACCCGGUGCCCGUCGGCCGCUGGGCCCUAGAGCACAAGCUCAUGCGCGACACCCCCUCAUGUCUACCCGCGUCCGCAUCAAGACCGGCUCUCGUCCCGCGGUACAUGCAGUUUCUAUCUCUUUCAUAUCACCAAAACCACGGGUUCAUAUAUACCUCGGUGCCUGAAACCCCGAACCCGAACGCUACAGGCCCGGCUACACCAACACCAGCCCAAGCCGCCGUAGGGUCCCCAGGUGCAAGUCACCCCCAAAACCAGCCGAUGAUCAUGACAACCGUGCCGCUACCUUCCAGCGGCACCUUAUUCCAGCAUUUCAUGUACGCCGCGCAGCCGCUCUGGUGCCAUCGCCAUAGCGUGACGGUUCCGGGGGGCGCGGCGUACGAUGUCGGUGACUACCGGGUCCGGGUGGGCGAUGUGCGGCAGACGGUUCCUACGGCGCGGGUGCGUGGCGCCGUCGUCGAGAUUGAGUGGCGCGGGCCGUCGUUGGUGAGGUCGAUUGCGAUGCAGAUGCAGAAGGUGAGGGCUUCUGCUGCUGCUCGGGGUCAGGGCGUUCCGGACUCUGGCAAUGGUAAUGGCAACGGUAACGCUCGCGAGGGUGACGACUCGGAUUCUGCGAUUGAGCUGCUGUUCGCGGAGGGCAUCGAGGAGGCAGAUAUCGACGCCGAGUAUGUGGCGACGACGGCGCUGAUUCGCGAGUUCUGGGCGAAGUUGGGGAUCGAAGGGGCUAGGGAGGCGAUGCUACUGCCGGAUGUGGGGAAGGAAGUGAAGGGGAUGUUGAGGAAGUUGAAGCAGGGCAGGCCAGUGUCGAGUCAAGGAGGGAAGGACGAAGACCCGGAUCCGGAGGCGGGCGCGGAUGUGGCCAGGCAGUUUAUGGAGAUAUUCAGGUUCAAUCGGUGAUUUUACACAUGUCCUGUCACCUUGGUAUUGGAGGUUGUUGGGCGGUGUUGGUCUACUUGUUUGGAAAGUUCUCGAUUUUGGAUAGAAUAUGCCAGGAAUUUAACCAUCACAGCCUUAAAGACUAGGUAAUGUCAUCAGGUGCAGCCAAAGCUACAAGUAAUCAUUGACGGGCUAAAGACACAAGGGUAACGCGAAGUGAUGAGAUAUGGACAAUGAUGAAAGACGAGGGACAAAAACCAAGCCAAGGAACAACAGAGCUCGAGCAUGUUAAGAAAUGGUCUGGUCAUCCGGUUAAAGCUGACACCUGGACAUCUUCUUAACCCACUCGGCUCCCAAGUCUAACGUCCAUCCCACUCUACUCUUCUCCGAGGAAAACAACGAGGCUACGCAUAGCCAGUACAGCCACAAGGUAUUCUGCAGUCAAAAGACCAGGACUACAGACAAAGGCAAAAGAAUGAGACGGGACGUGAUGGAAUGUAAUUUCUUGGC